Adineta ricciae is the source of this 576-nucleotide messenger RNA. The record is from the annotation of a GenBank genome assembly. NCBI's taxonomy places the organism in Eukaryota, Metazoa, Rotifera, Eurotatoria, Adinetida, Adinetidae.
AUGUGUCCAGCUAUCAAUUCCAGUUAUCAAGUAACGAUCGCACCUGGUGCAUAUGUCUGUGAAGAACGUCUUCAAUUAGUGGGCGAAAUUUCCAUUGGAAGUAAAACCAUUAUUCAUCCAGGCGUCAGUAUUAUUGCGGAAGCUGGCCCAAUUUUUAUUGGUGAUGGAAACUUAAUCGAAGAGCAAUGUGUUAUAGCUAAUCGAUUUCCACCUGGCGUUGAUAAAGAUCAAAUGAACCAAGUAGUAAUGAUCAUAGGAAAUAAUAAUGUCUUUGAAGUUGGCUCACAAUGCGAAGCUCUUAAAGUGGGCGAUAACAAUAUUCUCGAAUGUAAAGCGCAAGUUGGUCGUAGUGUUACACUAACAAGCGGUUGCGUCAUUGGUGCCAAAUGUUCAUUAACAACAGAUGAAGUCUUACCAGAAAACACAGUUGUAUUCGGCAGUGAUCAUCAACGACGCACCAUGCCUGAUCGACCAGCUUUUCAAACGCAUCAACUCGAUUUUCUCGCACGUAUUUUACCAACAUCGCACUACGUUCUCAAACAUGGCACCAAAAGUCAUACACAACCGGCGACAUAG